AUCAUUGGGAUGUCUGAAAGGCUUUAGGCUUCACGGAAGCAUUUGCUUAUGUGAUUAUGCUUCCAUUGAACAUGCGGGGACAUGGAAAAGACCGAGAAGAGUGUAACUAGUGUUGGAUUGCCGUGAAGCCAGUGAAUUAUUAUAUCGGAGAUAAAAUACGGUUGGAUCAUAGAUUGUUGCGUAACAGAAUUUCAACAUUAAUUCAGAGAAUGUUAAUUCGCUUGGACCGUUUCAUGUAUAUUUUGGUCGUUUUGGCCUAUAAUUCUUACUCGAGUCUCUGUAUUCAGCACGAAGCCCCACGCAUAUAUCAAAACUCAGAGGUACCGACAUCGCACCAAAACUUUCAGAUACAGAUGAAAGAGCUUCGCAACUUAGCCAUUAUAAAAGCCGACAUACUGAGGCGCUUAGGGAUCAUGGAUCCUCCAAUGCGUCCAACUGCUCCUCCUCUCACCACCAAACCCCCACAAAGGUCAAAGGUGAUGGCUUUAAGAUCAUGCGAUAUCACCAGAAUUCUCUCAGAAGUACCAGCUACGGCCGCAGACACUCACACCAUUCAGUUUGAGCUAUCCGGCAUUUUGUCCGAUAAUCAAACGGUUAUAGACAAGGUAAAUUUAAUCGUGAGACUCAAAUACAAGAAGAAAAGAAAUCAAAACCGUUUGGAUUUUCAGUCGGUCAAAUCAUCGGAUAAAAGCAACAUUGAUUUGACAAAGAAGAGAAAAAAGGACAGACGUCGAAGGCGAUUUUUGGAAAUCAAGCUUACGGUUUCCAAUGUGACGCACGAUGGAAAACAAGGGACUGUACUCACAUCGGUGAAAUCUCGCCUCAAAAAGACAAAGACCCUCCAGUUAACGUUACACCCGUCAAUUCUUGUAAACGCACUUAUUUCUGACAGCCAAACACUAAAGUUGCAUAUUGUCUGCGGCGGGUGCGGGCGUCGAGCUUCCCUGAUUCUUCUACACAAACACAAAAAGCGAAAACGGGCAAAAGGCAAUCACACAGCAAGAUUGUUACACAAACGACGUCCAGUUUUAUUCAUACAAACUCAUAAAAGUGUGCCUAGUUGACCAUUAUGGUCUGAUUGUAGAAGAAAGUUUGCUCAUCUCCAUUACGUUUAAUUCAUUUAUAAGGUUUAAAACAUGCUGCCAACGGAAACUUUAUUUUACUUGACCUUUAAAUCGAAAACUUGUAAGACAGAAAUCAAAUUGAAAGCAUCGAUACUGAAAGGUCAUAUUGAAAUGUCAACAAUUUAAGAAAUAUAUAAAUUGAAAGGGACGUAAAAAUGGUGGUGAUUUCUAGAUUGUAUUUGGUUAGGUUAAGUUUUUAAAAUUGCAGUUCCUUAUGAAAUAUUCAAAGUUGUUGGCCACAACUGAAAAUAUAAGGCAAACACCGUUAUAUUCAGGAUAAUGAUUUUAAGAAUGCAGUCGCAUAACUGUAUUACCUUUAUGUUUAAAUGAUUUACUGUUACUAUUUUGAUAUUCAUGCAAAGGAUAUGUGAUGAUAUUCAGAUUUGUCAACGUUUUUUUUAUGAAGCAUUACUACUUUGUUUUGAACGAAACUGUUAUGCUGGUCUUUUAUUGAUCACAGUGGUGUGUUAUUGCCAGAUAAAGAUGUUAUAUUGUUA
Molecule: messenger RNA, 1621 nt
Organism: Mya arenaria
Lineage: Eukaryota; Metazoa; Mollusca; Bivalvia; Myida; Myidae
Exons: 4
Coding region: 210-1064 (284 amino acids)
Source: RefSeq, a predicted model, not a curated record